GCCUGGCCACCACCGCGCCUGACGCCUGUCGCGGACGACAUCAUGGCAGAGUAUGAUGCAAAGGGCUUGCUGCUCGAUCUUAUGAAGCAAGAUGGCAACAAGCUCUGUUGCGAUUGCAAAGCGCCCAUGCCACAAUGGGCCAGCGUCAGCCACGGUACAUACAUCUGCCUCAACUGUUCUGGCGUGCAUCGCAGUCUCGGCGUACACAUCAGCUUCGUCCGCUCGCUUACAAUGGACAAGUGGAGCGAGGCGCAAGUACGAAAGAUGACGAUAGGCGGCAAUGCGAAAGCACGCCAAUUCUUCGAAGCCUCGCCCGAGUACCAGCCUGGCAUGUCCAUCUUCGAUCUCUACAACAGUCACGUGGCGCUGCAGUAUCGCGACAAGUUACAAGCAGAAUGCGAUGGCAAAGAGUGGGAUCCCUCUAUGACGCCUGCCGUCGUGCCGAGCUUGCAAGCCAGCUCGGCUGUGCGCAAGAGCAGAACGUUGGGCGCUAGCAGCGCCUUGGGGUCGUCAGGGCGCAAUAGUCCACGAAGCUUUGGCGUCUCACCGAGCGAAUCUGCAGUCUCGACGCCAGGAUCGAUCAGUGCAGGAGCUGCGGGAGGAAUCGCGAACCCUUACUCUGCAAAGGCGAAAAAUGAGUCCUACUUUGCCACACUCGGUGCAGCCAAUUCUUCUCGACCUGAAGAUCUUCCCCCCUCACAGGGCGGCCGCUAUGCUGGCUUUGGCAGUGGCGGCGUCUCUCCAGGAGGUGCCAACGCGACGUCCAGCAAGGCGCUCCCGAGUAUCGACGAUUUUACGCAAGAUCCAGUAUCCGCGCUCAGCCGAGGCUGGGGCUUCUUCUCCUCUGCGCUCGGUCAAGCCGCCAAGACAGUGAACGAGACCGUCAUAGAACCAGGCAUGCAGCGCGUGGCCGACCCAGAGUUCCAAGCGCAAUUGCACGGGUAUGCGAGCAAAGCGACGACUGUGCUCGGAGAAGCGGGUAGAAGGGGCGGAGAGACGCUUGCGGGAGGUAUGCGUGCAGGCGCUACGAUAGCAAAACGAGAGAUCGGCGUUGAUGUUGGCGACCUGGGAGCGUCGUAUGUCGACAAGCUCGCGAAACGGAACGCACAACAGGGUGGGGCUGCCUCGCCGGGACAGCAGGAGGCCGGUCUAGACUUUUUCGAUCAGCAUACUGCGCCUAAUGGUCAAGCGGGCGAGCUGGGCUACUCGACCAAAGACAUCUAUGCACAGUCCGGUCGCAACGGCUAUCAAGCUGUCAAUUCAGUGGUUGGUCAGGAUAUGGCCCGUGGGUACAGCGAUAGUGGGAGCAGCGAGCAAGCUACGCCGGAUCUUCGAGGCAAGCGUGCGCCUGCAGCCAAGGCAAAUAAAGUCGAUGACUCGGAUUGGGGGAACUUCCAAGAUGAUUGGAAGGACGACUAG
This is a messenger RNA of Mixia osmundae IAM 14324, 1419 nucleotides long. RefSeq lists its product as uncharacterized. Gene Ontology annotation, biological process: regulation of endocytosis; regulation of ARF protein signal transduction. The record is from RefSeq and is a predicted model, not a curated record. NCBI's taxonomy places the organism in Eukaryota, Fungi, Basidiomycota, Mixiomycetes, Mixiales, Mixiaceae. Gene Ontology annotation, molecular function: GTPase activator activity. The transcript is spliced from 8 exons. The coding region runs from base 43 to 1419 and encodes 458 amino acids. Gene Ontology annotation, cellular component: Golgi membrane.